GCAGAGCUCACCUCUCCUGCCUGGAGUUCCUUCAUCUCCAGCCCAUCCUCUUGCCAGACUCAGCGGCAAAAUGCAGCAGCUGCAUCUUCUCUGCCUCAGUCUGCUGGUGCUGGGAUGUAUCCUGAAUGUGCACGGCGGGAACAACGUCCUCGACUGCUGCCUGCGGACAAAGGAGACGCCCAUCCCAUCGCGGAUAGUGCAGAGUUACCGGCUCCAGCUCGUGCAGGACGGCUGUGACAUCCCUGCUACAGUAUUCAUCACCACAAGGGGCAAGCGCCUCUGUGCCCCUCUCCAAUCCCCAUGGGUGAUUCAUCUCAGAGAGAAGCUGGAUUCAAGCUUUGCCAGGAAGGCAAAACUUCAGGGCCAGUAGUCUCCAAAGAAGCCCAUGGCUGGUACCAACACUUCAAGUGGGACCAGCUCCCAGCUGUGAAUCUGAUGCUAAUGGAGCCAUUCUGCUUCUACUUCUAGCCUCAGGGCUGACUCCCCUCAGGACUUGUAUCAGUGUGUGGGGCUGGGCAGCACCCUGUCUGCUCUCUCAUUUUCCUUCUGUCUCGGAUGUGACUCAAAUACCUGUGUCAGGCUGACCCAAGGGCUCUUGGACUCCAUUGCCUUUGCAGCCUGGCAGCUGGUGGAUGGACUGAUCUGCAAGGCAAGUUUGGGCAGUCUCAAACUUCCCUUCAGCACAGCAGCUGUGACCUCCAGCUGUAGUUUGAUUCCUUUGGUUUCCUUUGUCAGCCCCAAACCUGAGUUCUUCUGCGUCCCUGGGAAGGGCUGCCAGGAUGGAACAGUGUUGGGAUGGCUGGAGAUGUUCCUCAACGGUCAUGCACAGCUUAGAUGCCCUUUGACAAUGUAUGGCCAGUGUGGUUCCUCUCUCACUCCUGACUUCCUGGCACCAUUUGCUGUCCUUUCUUGCAAGGGUAGAGAUAGAGCCAGUAACAUGGCAGCUGCAGAGCAGGCAGUGAUGUGGCUCUUAACCCCUUCUCUCCUCAGGGGCAUCAAUCCCCUUCUCAGUCCCCCAGCCUGACACCACCUUCCAACACUGCCCCGUGCCCAUGCCUGAAGCUCUCAGGUUAUUUGCUGCUAGAUCUGUUCAUUGCAAUAAUUCUGUGUGUAUGCUGCUUCUUUUCUCUCUUUUGUGUUGUGCUGAGAUUUUGUUAAAUA
Messenger RNA from Empidonax traillii (willow flycatcher), 1161 nucleotides. RefSeq names its product C-C motif chemokine ligand 19 (gene CCL19). Gene Ontology annotation, molecular function: CCR chemokine receptor binding; chemokine activity. Bases 71 to 370 code for a protein of 99 amino acids. The transcript has 4 exons. Gene Ontology annotation, cellular component: extracellular region. The record is from RefSeq and is a predicted model, not a curated record. Gene Ontology annotation, biological process: chemokine-mediated signaling pathway; cellular response to interleukin-1; G protein-coupled receptor signaling pathway. NCBI's taxonomy places the organism in Eukaryota, Metazoa, Chordata, Aves, Passeriformes, Tyrannidae.